Phalacrocorax carbo (great cormorant) is the source of this 3814-nucleotide messenger RNA. The record is from RefSeq and is a predicted model, not a curated record. NCBI's taxonomy places the organism in Eukaryota, Metazoa, Chordata, Aves, Suliformes, Phalacrocoracidae.
CCGUGACCGUUAGAGCGCGAGCGGUCGCCGCGUCCGCCGCUAUGGAGGAGCCGAAGCUGCCCCCCUUCAUCAACCCCAACAACUUCCCGGCCAAGCUGUGGUGGCUGGUGAACAGCCCGCGCUUCCGCUCCGUCAGCUGGGACGCCCGCGGCGAGGGGCUGCUCGUUGACCAGCCGCUCUUUGAGUGCGAGCUGCUGGGCGCGGGGCCGGGCUGCGCCGCCGGGCGGGCCGGCGACGGCGCGGCGGGAGCUGCCAACAUCUUCAAGACCAAGAACUUCACCAGCUUCAUCCGACAGCUCAACCUCUAUGGCUUCCGCAAGAGCCCCCACUUUCGCCGUGACCGCCCCGACCUCCUCAUCCACCUGAAGCGCCUGACAAGUGCCAACAAGGCAAAGCUGGCGGCCGGCCUGGAGGUGACCAGCCGCCCGCCCAACCGCUUCCAGCAGCUGCUCGGCACCUCGCUGCAGAGGAACCUGCUGCUGCCGCCCUCAACUCUUGGCAAGGCUGACAGUCCCGCUGCAGGACUGCUGACUGUAGGACAGUUUCAACAACCUUAUCAUCGAGACAGUUUCUUUCCUUACUCCUACAUACCGACCUCAUCACUGAACCACAGCACUUUACCGACAAAAAGCGUAGAUCAGACUCCAGUUCCUACCAGCACAUGGGAGCGUUCUCUCGGGUUGCUUCCAGGGCAUGAAGCUUCCCCAGCUUUUCCAGAUAAAGGGGUUGCCUCUCCGGUACUCCAGAGGUUUCCAACAGAGGUCACGUACACACUCCAGCCUGUUGUUUCUCUUCUGCCGCUUCAGCAAGGGUCUCAAACCAUUGCCACUUCCCUUCCACCAUACAGCAGCUACACAUCCUCAAUGCAGUACUCACAAGCCUACUAUCCAACAGCUCCACUGCAGUGCUGUUCACCGCCUGCCCACGUAGAUCCCCUGACUGGCUGUGCUAGUCCUGCAGCUUCGAUUUACACCCAGUGUGGCUUUUCCCAGGGUCCUCCAAUACAGUCACCUUAUGCAACUGAAUAUCUACCCUCCAGCUGGCCUUGUAAUACAUGUGAUGAAAACAAGAAGACAGGAGUAAACCUUGAAGCUGUGUUUCAGAUUGUUGAUGAGAUGCAUUCAUCACCCAAAGCUGAAAUGGUGAAAGUGGAACCUGUGGAGAUCCAGUGUUCAACCCCACAGUCUAACAGAGGUCAACCAGUGCUGGUUAAUAGUGAGAUUAGUGAUGCACCUUCUUCAGCUGACGAAAGCCAGCUGGAAUCUCUUACUCCUGUAGCUUCAGACACAUCAUUUUUGGUGGCAGCAGAUCAAGCAGUAACUUGUUCUCCAUCACAGCCUUCUGAAUUUCUUUGUGCUCCCCAUACCGCUGUGUCUGUAGAAAGUGCUGCUGCUGAAAUAGCACAGGAAUCUGUGACCACGCUGGAAGUGCAUCAAAAACCGAGAGAACAACCAGAUCACUGCCUAACUCAGUCCUCUAUAAUGUUUGUUCAGGAAGGACCAUUCAGUCCAGAGCAGAAUACUGCUAGUGUUAAAUAUGAGUCCAGUACGUCAGAGACAGAAGAGAGACCAUUCACUUCAGCAACUGAGCCUGGGGACAAAUCUGUGGAAGAGACAGACUAUUCUGCAAAACCUAGAUGCAGGAAAAGGAGACACAGCUCACAAAACAGCAAGUCUCCUGAUCUCCAUCUGCUGGUAGAUAUUGCUUGCAAGCAGGGGUACUUCCAGCAGGAAGAAACAAGAGAGUGAGAAGUGGGUGACAAGUAUGUGAAAAUGUGCAGCAGCUGCCAGCUGGGUUCCCUUGUCAGCCUCCAGCGGCAGCGCUUUGCACACAACAGGCACUUUGGAUCGUUUUGACUGUGGUUUGGGGGGGAAAAAAAAAAAGAAAAGAAUUCAACUUUAUUUUUUUGCUCUCAUUUUAACUCUGUAGGAUAUUAGUCGCUCUAUUUUUUUACUCCUCUUCUAUUACAUUUUCUACCUGUCAAGUUAUAAAGCAUCUAGUGGUUAGGGUAUUUAAUAUGAAGUCAUUACUUAGUUGUUUGUAUUCUUUAGAUAAGGGAAGUCUGAACUCCUUAUAAACAAGAAGCCUUAAAAACUUUCUCAAAACUUUCUUAGUGGGAAGCAAACUGGUUUUAGUGCUGCAUUCGGAAUCUUUUUAUUUAACGUUGUUGGAGGCUACAGUGUGCUCGGCAUAGAGGGUGUUUGGGGCUCUCGCUGUCUUUGCUUGAGGCACACUGUGGCCCUUCUCUGGGAAUUGUGUACGAAACAAAAGCGUAGGAAAGUCACAAGAUUCUAGGUCUGAAUGGGUCAGGGAUUUCAGGAGAGCGGCUAUAGGAAAGAUGAGCUAAUUUUCUGAGUGAUUAACCAGGAAAUGCUCUUCCUUCCUAAACCAACGCUCUGUUUCAGCAGCCAGUGUGUCCUUUCUGGUGGGUAUCCAUUACAUGUGACAGCUGCUGGUCUUUGCUGUUAAUGGGGAAUUCUUCCGUUUUAAUAAUUUUCUUUUGAUUCUAAUGGUAUCUGUAAUGAUAAGUUAUUUGUUGCUUUAGUACUUUGUUUUAAAUAAGUCUUCAAAAUAAUUUUUUAACUUUUAAAAUAUGAUUGUAUUUGUACUGAUAGUAGAACUUAAGUUUUUAAUAGCUGCGUAUUGGUAUUUAUGAUAGGAUACUGUUUGAAGGAUAAAGGGGCACCUUCUGUAUUUGCAUUGUUAGAGGAAUAAAUGUGGAAGAGUACUUAAAACAUAAAUUUAAUUGCUUCAUGCAUGUUCAUACUUCUUUUAUAAUUAAUUAGAGCCAGCCCCGAGCAAAAUACGCAUGAAAGGAGAAGAGCGAAUUUAUCAGGACCACCUCGGUUCUGCCCUCCAGAGCUUUGCGCAGCUUCUAGCUGUGGUCAGGACACCCGAAGCGAGCACUGGGCAGUAGGAUGAGCUGAGGGAAACCUUUAAUUAUCCACCAGCUGUCCAAACGAGUCCAGUGCAGUCUGAGGGUGGUUCUAGGCAGGGCAAGCGGGGUGCCACCAUACUGAUUGUCCUCAGCUGUGUUAUUCCACAAGUGCAGCGCAGUUCCAGUUGACCUGAGCAGUGGAAGGCUUGGUGCUUACGUUCAGACCUUCCUCCUCAGAUGAAACAACUUGGAAAGCAUUUCUAAAUGAAUGAGAGGAUUCGGGUAGUUAAAAGGAAAAGAACUUUGGUAACGUUGCUGCAGCUUUGUCACCUGAGUUUGGUUUUGUGCCCCUGGCUGACGUGCUGGAGACCGUUGGCUAAUACACCAUGGAAGCAGCGGAGGGUCUCUGUGUCCUAGGGGAGUUUGUGCUGUUAACUGUAACGGGGCUUGAGAGCAUCAGCCUGGCCUUCCUGGCUCCAAGGCGUGAGGAGGUGCAGUCACAGGAACCCAGCCGUAUCCAGCUGGAGUUGCUACCUCUUUAAUUCAAAUAAAAUACCAAGGGAAAUUCAUAACUUACCUUUCUUGCUCCUGUUUGCCACCAGAAGAGUCUCAGGCAGCUCUAGAUGGAGCGUUUAGCGUUUCAGCACCUUACCGUGCGUGCAGUUCAGUUAGUAAAUAAUAAUAAGUAACUUCUGUAACGAUAUGUUUUUAACUAUAUUCUUGUUAAUGGGAACAGAGUGGGAUUUGGUUUAGCUUGCAGAUGUUCUUUUAUACCCUGCUUAGGCAGCAUGGUUGCAGCAAUCUGCAAUAAAUUAAACUUUUAAACCAAAAUGGGUGUUGUAUUUAUGUUUUCUCUGUGUUUUAAAUUACAAAUGACAGGGUAUCACGGUUGAAAAAAGCGCUUCAUGUUUCAGUAGUUGUUGCUGACACCACUAU